This is a messenger RNA of Linum tenue, 1422 nucleotides long. Lineage: Eukaryota; Viridiplantae; Streptophyta; Magnoliopsida; Malpighiales; Linaceae. The record is from the annotation of a GenBank genome assembly.
AUGGAGACGGAGCAGACUGUCGAAACGGAACAGAAGGGGUGGCCAGCUGGGACGAGACCGCUCUUUAGUGAGAUUCUUAAACAGGACCAAUGGUACGUAGAAGACUCUGAUACCGAGGACGUAGAGCAACGUGAGAAAGAAGAAGAUGACUUCGUAGAUGAGGAGGCUGAGGAUCCAAAGUGCCCUACAAUAUGCUUUACCGCUACUGAGAAAGCUAAAUGGAGGCGGGAAUGGCGAUCGGCUUUGGUUGUCAAAGGGCUAGGGAGAAGAGUAGCAUAUGUACCACUUGCGAAACGUCUGAACUACCUGUGGGGACGGCAUGGGGAGCUCCAAAUCUCGGAUAUGGAAAACGGCUGUUACUUAGUUCGAUUUCGAAACCAGAAGGAUUAUGAUAUUGCGACGAUGGGGGGACCUUGGCUAUUAGGUGACACGUACUUGACAGUUCACAGGUGGUUCAAGGGAUUUAAUCCAUGGAAAUCAACCGUGACAUCAACAAUGGUCUGGGUUCAACUACCGGAGUUACCCAUUGAAUUCAUUAACAAAGAGGCUGUAUUGCGUAUAGCGGAGGCCAUUGGACGACCGAUAAGGGUGGAUAGGGCUACGGAGCUCGGGGCUAGAGGGAAAUAUGGUAGAGUCUGUGUGGAAGUAGAUCUGACAAGACCCCUCCUAUCACAGUACAAGAUUGAGGGGAUAACCUAUCUUAUACAAUAUGAGGGGCUCGAAAAGGUGUGCACAAACUGUGGGAAGUAUGGAAAAUCAACGGUUGACUGCCAAUGCUUGGAGAGAAUGAACGAGAGCUCCGAUGAGGGUGGAGAGGGGGUUAGGGAGGCUAGUACAGACCCAACGAAGGGGAGGACCUAUGGGGAGUGGAUGGUAGUGAAGAAGAAGGAAUGGAAGUCGGGACGCAGGGAAGGAACGGUGUCUCGCAACAUACAAACAACCGACAAGACAAACCGCUUCCAUGCACUCCAUGAAGUCCCUAGCGAUGUUAAUAUUAAUGAUGAAAUGGGUGAAGUAACUGAUCGUGAGAAUGGAAUGGAAAAAAUGACUAAAAGAGGAGAGGAGCUGUUGACUAAGGUGACACAAGGCGGGAAGGAGAAUAUAGGCGACAAACAAGUUGAGGGGGGGAGCAAAGAAGAGGAAGGGGCGAAGACCCAGAAGGAGAGCAGUGGUAUGAAGAAGAGUAAUAAAGAAGAACAACAAAGAGGGGAGGGCAGAACCAUGAAUCCCACAGGCGAGGUCUCACAAAAUGUGGUGGGAGGUAGGAAGGAGCUGGGGAAAUCAAGGGAGACAUCCGGGAAGAUUGUAAAUUCAGGGAAGAGCCCGGGGGUGGUUGCUGGAGGGAAGAAGAACGUAACAGGGCCUAAGAUGUCGACAAAUGCUGAGGGUGCGGGGAACCGAUCCCCUUCAGUUCCCAAAUGA